GUCGCACGUCAAGCCCACGGUCUCCCCGGGACAUCUGGGAUUGGCAGUAGGCCUAUACUCAUGAUAGUACUGACAUAUUGAAAGCCGCUCCCAUGGUAUUCUAUCUUGACACGUGGACGUAUGUUCGCGGUCAGAGCCUGGAAUACAGGAGUGCGCAUAUGCUUGCAGCUGAAAGAACUGUGAUCUGGGGAGGCUCUAGAAAGGACCUUCGGGCGCGCUGGAACAGCCCGAAUCAUACGGUGUGGGCGUUUUCAAUUGCAAGACGGAUACUUUGUGGCUAUAUGUCUGUUGAACGCAGGACUCUGUCGAAGGAAAGUCCAUAAUUAUCGUGGCAAAGGGCAAUAUAUGGGGAGAUCGAUGGAGAGAUAUUGUAGCUCAAUUCCAACCUCUCUGGAGCAAUGUCGUCACAGUGAAAGUUGCUCAGAGGGUAUGAGUGAGACUGAAGAACGAUGAGUAAGAUGCUAUGGAGCAGAGUCUUCUUGAGUGGGUAUUUGUGCCUCGUCAGGAGACCUCGACACUUUUCCAGACUCACAAUCGAGCCCCCCCCCCCCCCCCCCCCCCCC
This is a messenger RNA of Aureobasidium subglaciale EXF-2481, 563 nucleotides long. RefSeq lists its product as uncharacterized. The record is from RefSeq and is a predicted model, not a curated record. The annotation marks the transcript as partial. NCBI's taxonomy places the organism in Eukaryota, Fungi, Ascomycota, Dothideomycetes, Dothideales, Saccotheciaceae. The transcript has a single exon.